CCUCAUAAUACCCACAGGGCAUCUUCUCCCAAUUAACUUCUUUACCUAUAUAACAAUCCACUUCCAAUUGUUUGCAACACUUGGUUUUAGUUUUAUACUUACCAUUUGAUUGACAAAUAAUGGAGGCCUUCAUGGAGGAGUUUCAACAUCUUAAGAUCCAACUACAAGAGAUAAACUUAGCCACCGCCAACUUUGAUAUGAACAACGUUAUCGGAAAAGGUGGAUUUGGGAUGGUGUACGAAGGAGUACUUUCUCACUCUAAGGGACAAAGCAUGGUUGCUUUCAAGCGUUUAAAUCGUAGCAAUGGUCAAGGAAACUGUGAGUUCUUGAAAGAGAUCAUGAUGCUCUCCCGCUACACACAUGAAAAUCUCAUCUCUCUACUGGGAUUUUGUGACGAGGAUGGUGAAAAGAUCCUUGUGUACGAGCAUGCAUAUAAUGGAAGCCUUGAUCGCCAUUUGAGUAAGACUACCCUCACGUGGAGGCAACGUCUCAAGAUAUGCCUUGGGGCUGCAAUGGGAUUGUGCUACCUUCAUGAUCCCAAGGAAACACAUCAAAGAGUUCUCCACCGAGAUAUAAAAAGUUCCAACAUUUUGCUAGAUGAGAAUUGGAAUGCAAAAGUCUCCGACAUGGGGUUGUCCAAAAUAGGACUUGCUAAUCAACAACACACGGCUCUUGUCUCCAAUGUUGUAGGUACCUUUGGGUAUGUUGAUCCAAUGUAUGCGGAGAACAGUAUCCUAACGAAAGAGUCAGAUGUAUAUUCUUUUGGCGUGGUCUUGUUUGAAGUAUUGUGUGGGAGACUAUGCUUUGAAAUUAAUGAUGGUGAUCAUUUUCGGUGUUUAGUGCGGACGUGGAAACAAAGCUAUAAACAAAAGAAAUUGGAUGAGAUUAUCUUUCAAGAUUUGAAGCAAUACAUAGAUCCACGUUCACUAGAAAUAUUUUCAGCCAUUGCGUAUCAAUGUUUGCAGAAAUAUCGUGAAGCACGACCAACGAUGUCUCACAUUGUGGAAUAUCUCGGAAUUGCGCUUCGGCUUCAGGAGAUUUUUGAAAAGGUAGGACAACCAAUGAACUUUGAAGAGAUGAUUAAGAUUGAGGUAUCCAAAGGGAAACUAAAGAUGCUUCUCUCUCGUCAAGGAAUGCUCAUUAACGGGGGCAAAAUGGGAAUAGGUGUGGCCAAAUCCAUUGUAGAAACGCCAACAAGUGUACCACAAAAGGAAAAACCUUUAAAGUGUCCCAGAUGCGAAUCAACAAACACAAAGUUUUGCUAUUACAACAACUACAGUCUUACUCAACCAAGACACUUUUGCAAGACUUGUAGAAGGUAUUGGACUCUUAAUGGGUCUCUAAGAAAUGUUCGCGUUGGCGGUGGUUCAAGAAAACCUAAGCGAUCAUUUCAAGACUUGUAGAAGGUAUUACAAGGAAUUGGACAAUUUUAGAAAUUUUGUGAUUUAUUUUUUCAAUCACAAACAAGGCCUUGUCCCUUUUUUCAUUUUCGGAAACAAAAUGGCAUGCCGGAUGCAGUUUCCUUUGUUUUGAAAAGUACAUGUAACUUAUAUCAGUU
Lactuca virosa is the source of this 1558-nucleotide messenger RNA. NCBI's taxonomy places the organism in Eukaryota, Viridiplantae, Streptophyta, Magnoliopsida, Asterales, Asteraceae. The record is from the annotation of a GenBank genome assembly.